Vigna radiata var. radiata (mung bean) is the source of this 1956-nucleotide messenger RNA. RefSeq names its product gibberellin receptor GID1C. The record is from RefSeq and is a predicted model, not a curated record. The transcript is spliced from 3 exons. Gene Ontology annotation, biological process: raffinose family oligosaccharide biosynthetic process; floral organ morphogenesis; positive regulation of gibberellic acid mediated signaling pathway. Gene Ontology annotation, cellular component: cytoplasm; nucleus. Lineage: Eukaryota; Viridiplantae; Streptophyta; Magnoliopsida; Fabales; Fabaceae. The coding region runs from base 317 to 1351 and encodes 344 amino acids. Gene Ontology annotation, molecular function: hydrolase activity; gibberellin binding.
CCACUGGGCCCCACCCAAUAGUUCUAUUUGGGCCUUUCCUUCCUCCCAUUGGCCCUUCCCACUGUGCCACUUUAGCAUUUUCUACAGUGCGCACCGUUUCUUAUCCUUCACCAUCCUAUUCCUCUUUCUCUCCCACUCUCUCAACUCAUCACCCUGCAAUCCCCACUCUCAUCAUAAAUUAACAAACAAACAACCCUUUUUCCUCCAUCUCACAUAACGCGAUUCUUCUGCUUUAUGGAUUUCCCUCCUCCACGCCUUUUCUGAUUCUCCACUCACCUUCCUCGCGGAUCUGUAAUCGGAAUACAGGAUCGCUUCAAUGGCUGGGACCAACGAACUCAACCCCAACGAUUCUAAGAUGGUGGUUCCGCUGAAUAUGUGGGUUUUGAUCUCAAAUUUCAAGUUGGCAUACAAUCUUCUUCGUCGUCCGGAUGGCACUUUCAACCGGGACUUAGCAGAGUUCCUUGAUCGGAAAGUUCCGGCAAAUGCGAACCCCGUGGAUGGAGUGUUCUCUUUUGAUGUCAUUGUUGACCGUGAAACCAAUCUCCUUACGCGAAUCUAUCGUCCUGCUGAGGGAGAAGAGCGUCCAGUGAGCAUUCUUGAGCUUGAGAAACCUGUGAGCUCUGAGGUUGUUCCUGUCAUCAUAUUCUUCCAUGGUGGAAGUUUUGCUCAUUCUUCAGCCAAUAGUGCCAUAUAUGAUACGCUAUGUCGUCGCCUGGUUGGUAUCUGUAAGGCCGUUGUGGUGUCUGUGAACUAUAGGCGUGCACCUGAGAAUAGGUAUCCCUGUGCUUACGAUGAUGGGUGGACAGCUCUUAAGUGGGUUAGCUCUAGAUCUUGGCUUCAGAGUCGGAAAGAUAAGAAAGUUCAUAUCUACAUGGCUGGGGAUAGCUCGGGUGGGAACAUUGUGCACCAUGUUGCUCUCAAAGCUGUGGAGUCCGGAAUUGAAUUGUUUGGGAAUGUUCUGCUCAACCCAUUGUUUGGUGGGCAGGAAAGAACCGACUCGGAGAAGCGUUUAGAUGGGAGAUAUUUUGUAAGAGUGAAGGAUCGAGACUGGUAUUGGAGGGCUUUUCUUCCUGAAGGGGAAGAUAGAGACCAUCCUGCAUGUAACCCGUUUGGGCCAAAGGGGCAAAGCCUUGAAGGGACUGUCUUUCCCAAGAGCCUUGUAGUGGUUGCUGGUUUAGACCUUGUUCAGGACUGGCAACUGGGUUAUGCCAAAGGGCUUGAGAAGGCUGGCCAGGAAGUGAAAUUGCUAUUCCUGGAGCAAGCAACCAUUGGGUUUUACUUGCUGCCAAAUAAUGAGCACUUCUCUUCUGUUAUGGACGAGAUAAAAUAUUUUGUCAGCCCUGACUGUUGAUAGGCUUAACUUUUGCUAUAAUACACUAGUGGACGUUAGAAGAUUGUGUAGAAAAUAGGUACUUGUAUGCUACUAAAUGUGUCGUGAGAUGGGUGUAAUCAGCAUAUAGCUGUGAUGAUUUUCCGAAGCACAUAAUCAGGAAAUUGGGUGCUGCGGAUAGGUGAAAGGCUUUUAGGACAAGGGGAGCUCUGGCCAUGUUUAUGGGAACCACUAAAGUUGUGAUUACCCACUCUGACUUCCAGCCAAAAAGGAGAGGAAGGCGUGUUAUUCUAUUUCCGGGCGUGACCUUGAUGCCAAUCGGUGGGGCUUGUCGUUGUCUGGCAAGUGUUAUAUAUAACUAAUUUUGGAACUCGGAUAGGAAAAUAUGAAUGAUAUGUUGGUGCUGUUAGGUUAUUUGCAUCUAUGCUAUCUUCAUAUGAGUGUUUGUUUCAAGACUGUUCACUUUUUCUCUAUAUAGCUAAUUUUACAUUCCUAUGUCUUUGGGUUGUCCUUGUUUGACCAUGGACACUCUUUGCAAAUGUAAAUGGAUGUCUUUUCGACGCAAUGUUAGGGCUUGUAUUAUGUUUGCUUCUGUAUAUAUAGACAUUUUUCAUUUUUUUUUUUUA